UCACGGUUACUUCUACUCUCCCGUGAUUCAUAUUCGACAGAAUCACGUUCCAGCGGCUCAUCUAGACCAGGGCACAUUGCCGUCCUUUUCAAACCGCAACUCAAUCCCGCGACCCCCUCGUGGCUCGCCUAUUUGGCUCGCUAUCAUUAGCAUUCCACCAAGGGCAGUCACGUUCGAUUGGCGUCGCAUAAUUUAAUAUCAGCGACAAUCCGGCCGCCAAACAUGGCGAGCUCACCGCCAUCGUCGCCUGGCAUGAUGCCCCCACGUCCUGUGAGCGCCAUGGUCAAACCAGCGUCUAGGAGUACGAGUCGAUUGAGCAUGAGCAGUAAGGCAGGUGGUGGAAGCAGGGCAUCGGACGAAGAUGGAAGAACUGCGGUCAAAGUUGCGAUUCGCGUGCGCCCACCGCUAAAGCCCACAGACCCGGGCUUCGAACUAAUACCACAAAGAUUUCAACGAUCCAUGGUCCAGGCCACGUCUGCCACGAAUAUAGCCAUCGAUGCGCCACAGGGCAAAAAGCUUUUCGUAUUCGACCGCGUCUUUGGGCCUGAGAUCGACCAGGAGGGCGUUUGGGACUAUCUGAACGAGAGCGUGGGUGCUUUCCUGCAAGGUUACAAUGUUUCAAUCCUUGCAUACGGUCAGUCUGGUGCUGGAAAGUCUUACACUAUGGGCACGUCCGGGGAGCAAGCAGAUUUGGAAGUAAUGGGAGUCAUUCCGCGAGCGGCUACCGCUCUCUUUGAGAGGCUCGAAGGACCACCUCCCCCAAAGAACCCCAACCGCAAUUCCAUGUCACAAUUGAGGACUCCAUCACGAUAUUCUGUGUCGGCGUCGUCGUCGACACCGAAAGGCGAGAAAAACUGGCAGCUGAAAGCAACAUAUGUGGAGAUCUAUAACGAACAGCUUCGAGACCUACUGGUCCAGGAAGAAACACCAGUUCACGAGCGAGGCAAUGUUGCAAUCCGCGAGGAUACCAAGGGCAACAUUCUUCUGACCGGCCUACGGCAGGUCGAUAUCAACUCCGUCCAUGAUUUAGAGAAUGCAUUGAGUUUUGGUUCUAUGAUUCGGCAGACAGACUCCACGGCCAUCAAUGAAAAAUCGUCUCGUUCGCACGCCGUAUUUAGUUUGAACUUGGUUCAGCGCAAACAGAAAACUACUGCUGCUGCGGAAAAGCGAUUUUCUGUACCACUCGAAGCCAUGUCAGGAGCAGAAACUUGGGUCACAACUGACAGUAAGCUUCACUUUGUUGACUUGGCCGGCAGUGAGCGUCUGAAGAACACAGGCGCUCAAGGUGAGCGCGCCAAAGAGGGUAUCUCCAUCAACGCCGGUCUGGCUGCUCUUGGCAAGGUCAUCUCACAGCUCUCGUCCAGAAACCCUGGUGCACAUGUCUCUUACCGAGAUUCUAGGUUGACGCGUCUGCUUCAAGAUUCGCUUGGCGGUAAUGCUAUAACAUAUAUGAUCGCCUGUGUCACACCAGCCGAGUUUCAUCUCAGCGAGACUUUGAAUACCGUGCAGUACGCGCAGCGAGCCCGAGCAAUCCAGAGCAAACCUAGGAUCCAGCAGGUAGAGGAAGGCGACAAGCAAGCCAUCAUCGAGCGCCUCAAGGCUGAAGUUGCUUUUCUGCGAGAGCAGAUCCGCAGUGCCGAACGUGGUGGCAGUGAACGACGCAAUCCCGCGGCAAGUGAGAGACCCGAGCGACACAAUGAACGGGAAAACGAGUUACAAAACCAACUUUUGGACGUUCAGGAAAAUUAUACAACUUUAAGUCAGCGUCAUGCCAAGCUCAUUGCGGAGAUGGCUAGGGCCAGGGACAACGAGGUAUCUUCCGAGGGCCACUCUGACAGUAUGGGCGAUACAGCCACGGAACGACUCAACCGGUCCAACUCCUUUGCGCAAGCAGUCGAGCAGGUCGUGUUAGAAUACGAGAAGACCAUACAAACACUCGAACAGUCCCUCUCAAGCACUAGAACCAGUCUUUCUAACACAGAAACAAACCUCCUGGAGAAGGAAAGCAAGUGUGCCUAUGUUGAAACCAUCAAUACGCAGCUCCAGGCUCGUUUGCAGAAGCUGAUGGAUCGUGAGGUUAAUACUGAGAGCUACUUACACGAUCUAGAGACCAAGCUUGAUGGCCACACGUCUGGGGAGGAAAAGAAUGCGACCAUCGUCUUGGAGUUACGCAAGGAGAUCGCACGUGCGAGAGAAAAUGAAGUAGCCUGUGAGGACUACAUUUCAACCCUCGAGGAGAGGCUAGCGGAAGCCGAUCAAGACAGCGAAUUGAUGCAGCGUGAAAUCGACCGUCUAGAACAGGUCAUUGAACGGCAACGAAGUCUGGGCAAGCUCGACAACCUACUUUACGAGCUGGACAACAUUCAGAAAGACGGUACUGACCAAGCUGAGUCAGAAAACCCCAAUGGUUUCGGUCACCGCCGCAAUUUCUCUGAGCGAUCGGUUAAGAGCCACAUGAGCCGCACGUCGGUCAGCCAUGCGCGCCGGGACCUCCCUGACGUCGGCGAGGAAGAUGCCGAAGAGGAGGCAGGUGCCGAUCAGGUUGCCAAGGGCAAGUCUGCCCAGUCCGCAAAUGCGAUUACGCCGGAAGAAGAUAGGACCAAAGUCGAAAACAGAGAAGGGCCAGCUGACUUAGAGUUCCCACCACCAAGUCCAGCACAGAGUAAAUUUGUCGCUGACAAGCUCGAAAAUGUGACCGAGGAACUGAUCCAUCUUCGUGUUGAGCACGAGACCACAUUGAAUGAUUACGACACCCUCCAGGCCAAGUAUGAAGAGACACUGAGGACAUUGUCUGAGCUCCAAGAUGCGAUUGAUGAGGCUAAGCACCCUAGUCGUAGCCGAGACUCUCUACUGUCGGUGAACUCUCCAGACCAAACCCGGCCUCCGUCUUUUUUAUCCGACGCCAAGACCAACGACACAAAGGAUGGGACCCGCUUCUCAUCGCGAUCGCUCUCCUCGGAGUUAUCCUCAGCUAUGGAAUCCCCAGCCACUAUCGAUUCGCCAACUGAUGUUGAGACGAUCAAGCCAACAGAGUCUCUCGACACCCUUCCUGAGGAGCCUAUGGCUUCAGCACACUCAAGUCAUGAAGAACUCACAUCCGAGCUGGAGCAGUUGAAGUCGUUGGCAGCCGAAAAGGAGGCAGCGGAGAAAGAGCUUACCGAGAAGUACGCCGAGCUCGAAGAGAAGCACAGCGCUACUUUGGACAUGGUUGAAGAGCUCAAGACCGAGAUGGCAAAGGCCAAAUAUGCCGAGCCGCCAUCUCCCCGAAGUGCUACACCAGUGAUUCGCCGCAAAUCCAGUCAAAAUGUCAUGAUCAUUGACAGAGCGCACAGGUCGUUCGCACAGCUCCGAAAUAUUGCAGCUGAAAAUUUCGAAGACGAGCCAGAUGUUAUGCAAAACUUCGAGAUCAACUUGAAUGCUGCGAUGCACGAACUUCACUCCAGAUCGGAACGCAUCCAGGAGCUUGAAGCCGAUGUUGCGAAUGCCAAAAAGGAAAUGGAGACAAAAAUGACCAUUAUUUCUGGUCUUACACGUGAACGAUCAAGUUUGAAGUCAAGCCCAAUGGAUAUGUCGGUCAUCUCGACAUUGAAAACCCAACUUGAGCGUAAUGAGCAACAGCUCAAGACACUGCAAGAAGCAUAUACAGCGCGGGAGUCAGAGCUUACGGCCGAGCUAGAGGCCCUUCGCAAGAAUAUUCAUGAGACUUCUGUGAUCGGAUCUGCCGCAACGGAUGACGAGAGCUCCAGGGAGCUUUCUGCCGUCAAGGCCGAGCUUGCCGCUGCUCAAGAGAAGAAAAUCACAGAUCUUGAAGUCGAACUGGCCAACUGGGAGAGCAAGCACCAGGCUGCUUUGGAGACCAUGCAAGUCACUGAGAAGCAGAUGAAGCAGACCAUCGAGGAGUUAGAGGCGCAAGUUGCCGCAGCCAAUGAGAAAUUUAACGAGACGAAUGAGACCAUCCGUGAUGAAGACAAGGCAAAGGAAACUGAAGCCAAACAUCAGGAAUUAGUCACAAUCCUACGAAAUGAGAUCGAUGAGUACAAGUCCAUCAUCGAUACGAACGCUACCAAGGUUGCCGAGCUCGAGGAAGCACACUUCGCCACCAAGGCUCAAUUGGGCGAGGCUACUCAAGCUCGCGAAUUGGCUUCAACUUCCCACAAGGAUGUUAUUAGCAAACUCGAAUCUCAAAUUGGUGAGCAUGAGCAAGCUCUAAAGACUCACCAGGAAAGUCUACAGCAAGUUCAUGCCGACUAUGCCAAGAGUAUUGAUGACAUCAAAUCUAGCUCGAAGCAGGAACAUGAAUCCCAACUUGCUGUUCUUAUGUCUGAACAUGCCGAGCAAGUCAAGCUGUUGGAAAAUGACUUGGCCGAAGCACGCGAAGAGCUCAUGAGUGUUGCCAACCAAGUUGCACUCGCUCUUGGUGUCGAUGCUAGCAUCGGGAAAAUCAACGAACGAGUGGAGGAACUCAUCGCAGAUCAGAGAGCUUUGGUCGCUGAGCAACAAAAGAAGGUUGAACUUGAGAGCCAUGUCAGCGAGUUGUCAUCUAUCAACAACACGAUCAUGCGUGACCUUGAGGCUGUGAAAUCCGCGCUCAACGAGAUGCUCAAGGUGGAUGGCGAGAACGUCAAGAGCCCAUACCCCUCUGUGGUCGAGCAGCUUGCAGCGGUCAGAAAGAAGUUUGGGGAUCUGGAGGUCAAGAACAAGAAGCACUCUCGCCUCGUCGAAGAACUGGAAGAUCAACUCCAGACCAACUACGAUCAGGCUCAGGUUACAAGUAACCGUCUAUCCACACUGCAGUCGGAGCGUCAAGCCCAAUACGAGGCAGCAACGACCGCAAGGAUCAAGACCCAGUCUGAAUUGGAGCAGCUCCGCGAAGAACAUGCUGCACUUCAGACUCGUUUUGAGCAAGCUCAAGGUGUCGAGCGAUCAAACUCGAUCAACUCACAGCUUCGCAAGACUGCAUCGCAUGCGUCACUUCCGUCACCACCGCCCGCCAUUCCCCUUCCUCCUCUACCUGGUGGUGGCUCCACAUCACCUCCCCCAGGUGCACAGCCACCAUCUGUUGGCCGUCCCGUGAGCAACGAUCUUGCUAUGGUUCAAAUUAGAGAAGACCAAGAAGCUCGCAUUCGUACGAUUGAGCGCCAUCUUAACGCGGAGAAGCAAUUGACUUCCACCUUGGAGGAGGCUCUCACUGACUUGGAGAGACAAUCCAACAAGGUCAAGGCCGACUGCGAGGCUUGGCGAAAACGCGCUGUAGAGCUGGAGGGCGAAGUCAAAGAGCUCAAGGACAAGCCAGUCCAAGACAGCAGGUGGCGUGACAGUCUUCACCAGGUUGAGGAAGAACGCAAGAAGCGGCAGGACGCGGAGAGGGCCGCUGCGCAUCUCCAAGAACGGAUGGCAGCGAUCAACCAGAAGAAAAAGAAGAAGGGCAGUCUCAAUUGCUUCUAGGUCAAGUUUUGUCUGGCAGUGCUCAUUCUCUCCAUCUUGGCGUUGGUUAUAUGCUUUUGCUUUUUGGUCUUACGGACUUCAUCAUCUUCGUCAUUACCGCAUAUCCCGACACAUCACGAGCAAUUGCAUUACACCUGCUCUCGGCAAGGCAUUAUUGCUUGGCCGUUGUGUUUUGCAUGAACAUUUCUCAAGUUCUGCUUAUUAAUCCCUACAUCGCCGGUUUCCACCUAUACCCCAUUCGAGCGGCGUCGCGGUACAGACUCUAGGUCCGUUUAC
Truncatella angustata is the source of this 5721-nucleotide messenger RNA. RefSeq lists its product as uncharacterized. Gene Ontology annotation, biological process: mitotic spindle organization; microtubule-based movement. Lineage: Eukaryota; Fungi; Ascomycota; Sordariomycetes; Amphisphaeriales; Sporocadaceae. The transcript has 3 exons. Gene Ontology annotation, molecular function: microtubule motor activity; ATP binding; microtubule binding. Bases 223 to 5445 code for a protein of 1740 amino acids. The record is from RefSeq and is a predicted model, not a curated record.